Messenger RNA from Prorocentrum cordatum, 1368 nucleotides. The record is from the annotation of a GenBank genome assembly. NCBI's taxonomy places the organism in Eukaryota, Dinophyceae, Prorocentrales, Prorocentraceae.
AUGAUAAAGGCGGGCAGUGGCAGCAGCGGCGCACAGGCAGUGGCGGCUUCCAACCGCGAGCUCGGCGUCAGCACUUCCAAUGGCGGGAACACGAAGUGCGCGCCCGACACCAGAAAUUGCGAUGGAGGUGGCGCGCAGCACGAGCCCGACGCCGUCAGCCACGAGGGCGGCGAUGACAAGCACGAGCUGGAGACCAUCAGCUUUGACAGAGCCGGAUACAAGACGUCAUCAGCUACAUACGUGCACGAGAACGCGAUCGAGAACGACAGCGCCGAACAGGUCACCCGCUGGCUACAGACGGGCUUCCUGUGGCCGCUGCUGGAGCUGGUCCUGUGGGCGUUCUGGCGCCUCUUCCAGCUCGUCUUCGCGCUGGCCGUGCUCCUCGUGCUGACGCUGGUUGCGCGCCAGAGGAGCCUCAUAUACGCGCCCGUGCCCCCGGGGACGCAGAGGUCCCCGAGGAUGAACCCCCCGCAGUUCUCGAGCCCGGCGAAUUGGGACCUCCCGUUCGAGGACGUCGAGAUUGUCACGGAGGACGGGGUGAGGCUGCACGCCUGGUUCGUCUACCAGCCAGAGGACGCCUGCAAGGAGGUCGGCGCCCCGUACACGCUGGUGUACUUCCACGGCAACGCAGGCAACAUCGGGCACCGCUUAGAGAAUGUUGCCGACAUGCACGAGAAGCUCAAGGUCAACAUCCUGAUCGUGGAUUAUCGCGGGUACGGCGAUUCCGCGGACGGCCCUGGGCCUUCCGAGAGCGGCCUCAUGCUCGACGCAUUGGCCACAUACCUUUGGGUCGUCCGCAGAGCCAGCGCGCCCGCCAGCGCCGGAGCGCGCCCGCGGGUGGCGUCCGACCGGUUGCUGCUGUUCGGGCGCUCCAUAGGCGGGUGCGUCGCCGGCGGCCUUGCGAAGGCGGUGCUGGAGUCGCAGUCGUCUGGCAAUCCGCUGCCCAUGCCCGCCGGAUUGGUGCUGGAGAACUCGCUCACCUCGAUCAGGGAGAUGGCUGUCCAGCUCUUCCCCUUCCUGAAGUGCCUGAGGCCCCUGAUCAGGUGGCCGAUCCUCCUCGACGAGUGGAGGGCGGAGGAGCGGCUCGAGUUCGUCGCGCAGCGGCACCGCGACUGGGGGUGUUGCCUCCUGAGCGGCCUGAGGGACGAGCUGGUGCCGCCCGCCCACAUGCGCCGGCUCUACGAAGUCCUGGAGCGGGGCCGCCCGCGAGUGUUGGAGAUGCACACGUUCGAGGACGGUGGGCACAACGACACGCCGGCGAGGGGAGGCGACGCCUACUGGGAGGCCUUCGCGGGGUUCCUCGCGCGCCUCUCCGAGGCACAGGCGGCCGAGGGCGCCGGGAGGCUGCCGGCGGACGAGGACAGAUGA